Sclerotinia sclerotiorum 1980 UF-70 is the source of this 687-nucleotide messenger RNA. RefSeq lists its product as hypothetical. The transcript has 3 exons. Gene Ontology annotation, cellular component: endoplasmic reticulum membrane. Gene Ontology annotation, biological process: sphingolipid biosynthetic process; very long-chain fatty acid biosynthetic process; fatty acid elongation. Lineage: Eukaryota; Fungi; Ascomycota; Leotiomycetes; Helotiales; Sclerotiniaceae. Gene Ontology annotation, molecular function: 3-hydroxyacyl-CoA dehydratase activity. The record is from RefSeq and is a predicted model, not a curated record. Bases 1 to 687 code for a protein of 228 amino acids.
AUGGACCCUCAAGACACCCAGGAAACAUCCAUCAAAAAGCGAGGACCCAAACCUCUCCAAUCCUCCAACCGCAAGACCCAAUACCUAAUCCUCUACAACUUUGUCUCCUCACUCCUCUGGCUUGUCGUCCUAGGCCGAGUGCUCCUCCUAGUACCACUCGUUGGUUUCGGCCGCCUAUAUCCCGGGGUCGGCCAAUUCGUAAAAUGGACACAGACAGUUGCACUUCUAGAAGUUGUACAUGCAGCGAUUGGAGUUGUCCGGGCCCCUGUUAGCACAACCAGUAUGCAAGUAGCCAGUCGCUUGCUUCUCGUUUGGUUUAUUGUGAAUCCAUUUCCUUGGGUUGCGAAGAGUGCGGGAUAUUCAUCUAUGCUUAUUGCGUGGAGUGUUACGGAAGUUAUUCGCUACUCCUACUUUGUUAUUACGCUCAGCGGCUACAAACCAGCUAUCGUUACUUGGUUUCGAUACAAUACCUUUUUCGUUCUAUAUCCUUUGGGGAUUAGCAGCGAGUGUUGGUUGAUAUAUAAAUCUAUUGAGCCUGCCGUGGAUGUGUAUGGAUCGCUGUAUGCUUUAGCUUUGAAGUUGAUUCUCCUAAUUUAUAUUCCUGGAUCUUAUAUUUUGUUCACGCACAUGAUCAAGCAAAGGAGUAAAGUUUUCCGAGCUCAGCGAGAGGCAUCGAAAAACGAAUAA